Molecule: messenger RNA, 2571 nt
Organism: Lodderomyces pseudojiufengensis
Lineage: Eukaryota; Fungi; Ascomycota; Pichiomycetes; Serinales; Debaryomycetaceae
Exons: 1
Coding region: 1-2571 (856 amino acids)
Molecular function (GO): myosin binding
Source: RefSeq, a predicted model, not a curated record
AUGAAUUUUGAUAAAUUCAAUCCAUUAUCAGAAAACUUUAUAUAUAAAUCAACAACCACGAAGAACAAUUCAAAUAUACCCAAGCAAUCAACUAUCAAUGAAAAUGAAAAUACAGCAGAUAUUUUAAAAUUAAAUUCAGAAGUAAGUGAUUGGGGAAUUGAUGAAGAUUUUACACCAAAUACUGGUACAACUUUUUCAAAUUUUUUAUCACCAACUUCAUCAAAUGCUACUUCAUCUCAUACACAUCCUACUAAUGUUUCACUACUGCAACAGCAUCCGUCACAACAACUCCAGCAGCAGCAGCAACAACAACAUAUUUAUCAUACGCGACAUCAUCAUCAACCAAGCACGAAUUCACAUCAUUCACAACAACAAUUUGAUGAAUAUUUCCCACCAAAUCCAACAUAUAUAAAAUCAAUUCCAAGAAGAAAUUCUUCAAUUUCAAAUUCAUCUUAUUAUAAUUCAAAUAAUAUACAUCAAAGUCCAUUAAAUCCUCAUCAACAAUUACAUAGAACUCAUCUGCAACAAUCCCUAAAUGCAAUUCAUUUUUUACAACAAUCUGGUAAUGUUAUAACUCCAACUACUGAAUCAUUACAAAAAUUUAUAAAAAAAUAUCUUUCAAUGGAAAAUAAAUCAAAAGAAUUUUGGGAAAAAUUUAAAUAUAGUUUAAUAAUUUCAAAUUUAUUAGAAGAUUCAAUGAUUUUAUCUGAAAAUGAAUCAAGUUUAAAAAUUUUGAAAACAGACGUUACAGAGGAGCGUUAUCGUAGAUUCAAAUAUCUUUUAAAUGAUGAUGGAACGAAAUUAAUUGUAAAAAAUACAUCAUAUAGAAUAACUUAUAAUUUACAAUAUGAUAAUUUUAGUAUUAUCAUAAUAAUUACAAAUUUAAUAAUAUAUUUAUUAAAACAACAACAAAAUUUAAGAAAUGGAAAAGAUUGUAUGAAUAAUGUAUUACAAUUUAAAUUAUUUAAAAUUAUAUUAUACCUAUCUUCAAAAUUAAUUAAGAUUCGAAAAUUUAAAAUAAUGAUAAAAACAAAUCAAAUAUUAGAUUUAACUAAUAAUUUUUUAAAAUUAAAUUAUCAAAUAAAUAAAAAUUUAAUCUUGAAUAUGAUUCAAAUAAAAGGUUCAAAUUUAAAUUUAAAUAUUUCAAUUGAUCAAAAACAAUUAACUCAAUUUUUAUUAAAUUCUUUAAAUUUUUUAAUUAUUAAUUUAAAUAUUUUAAUUACUAAAUUAUUACCUUUGAUGAAUGGAGAAAUUUUAGAACAAUAUUGUGUUAUUAAUAAUAUAAAUUUAGGUAUUUUGACUCAAAAUUUUGAAAACGAUGAUGCUAAUGAAAUUCAAGAAAUUCAAUUUUAUAUUAAUAAAUUUAAUCAAUUAAGAAAAUUUUUAAUUUGUCAGUUACUUACUAUAAAUGAAAAUGUAAAUAUAAAUUUUUUUAUAUUAAAUUUAAUUGAUCAAUUUAAUACGGAAGAAGAGACUAAAGAUUUAAAUAAUUUGGAAAAAUUUAAUAUUUUAAUUGAAGUAUUUAAAGAUUAUAAUAAAUCAAUAGAGAAUAUAAAUGAAAUGUUUAAAAAAUAUAAUAAUUAUAAGUUAGAACCUACAACCAAUAAAGAAGAACCUAAUAAUAAUUCGAAUUUAAAUUUAUUCAUUUCAAAAAUUUCAAAUUUAAAUCAAAAUUUAAAAUAUUUUAAAAAAUAUAUUAAUAAUAAUUCAUCAACCACCACAGAUUCAAAAGAUCAAGAAGAAAAAAUUUCAAUAUUUAACCAGUUUAAUAAUGAAUUAAAUAAUUUAAAAACUCUACACAAGCAAACACUAAUAGAAUUAAAUCAAAAUUUAAAUCCAGAGUUCCAGAAUAAUUCAAUUUCAAAAUCUUCUUCAAAUAUAUCAUCACCAUCACAAUCAAUAACAAAAGAUUCAUCAUCAUCAUCAUUUAAUUUAAAAUCAUUUCAAAAUCCUUCAUUAAAAAAGAGAUUUUCAUUACCUUUAUCAAAUAAUUCUCCUAUUACUCCUAAACCUUCGACAACAAUAAAUAAUUCACCAUCUCAAUCAGAACCAAUAACUCGAAAAAAAUAUAAUAAUAGAUUAUCUAAUGGAUUACCAUUAGGAUUAUUAACAGUAUUUGAAGAAAAUCAACUACAACAACUGCAACAAAAUCAAUUUGAAACUAAAAGAGAUUCAUCAUUAUCUUCAAAUUCAUAUCAAUUACAACCAUCAUUAUUACAACAACCACCAAAAUUAAAUUAUGAAAAUGAUUAUGAAAAUUUAAAUCUAAAUGAAAAUUAUAAUAAAUUAACAUUAGAUCAAUUAAAUAAUGAUCGAAAAAGUAAUAGUAAUAACAACCAAAAUAAUUUCAUCAUGAAUAAUCGAUUUUCAUUAAAUUCUGUUCAAAGUAAUGUUAGUGGAAUAACUGAUUUAAUAUCAACUCAAUUAACAAGUUUUAAAAGUCAUGAAGAAGAAAAUGAAGACGAACAAGUAACUGAAGAUCAAGAAUUUUCAACAAUUAAUGAAUCUCAAAAAAAGGAAGAAUUUAAAAAACAUUUAGAAAAUAAAUUUAAGAAACUUUAUGCAUCUUAA